AUGGAUGUCUUGAACAGCAGCGAUGCGGCUUUGAGUUCGGAAACGCAAGAGGGGCAAGAUGAGGAGAUAUUUGGAAUUUUUCCGGUUGCUGCUUACAAUGCAACUUUCAUGUUUAACAAAACAAAUCGUUCCUGGGCGGGUCUGUUCAACCUCCUGGAUUUGGAUAAAGCCGAUUUUGUGGGAGAUGGAUCAGCUAUCCUAAGAAUAAUCAUAUCUGUAAUUUACUCAGUUGUUUGCGCUUUGGGGCUAAUAGGAAACAUCCUUGUCUUACACCUAAUGAAGUCUAAACAAGUCUGGAGGAAAUCCUCUAUCAACUUAUUUGUAACGAGCCUGGCCGUGACAGACUUCCAGUUCGUGCUGACCCUACCUUUUUGGGCUGUUGAGAACGCUUUGGAUUUCACCUGGCUGUUCGGAAAAGCCAUGUGCAAAAUUGUCUCCUAUGUGACAGCCAUGAAUAUGUACGCCAGUGUGUUUUUUCUCACUGCCAUGAGCGUGGCGCGGUACUGGUCCGUCGCUUCCGCCCUUAAAAGUAAGAGGCGCCGUCACUGCUGCUCCGCUAAGUGGAUGAGUAUUCUCAUUUGGGUCGCCGCUAUUAUCGCCGCACUGCCCCACGCAGUGUUCUCUACCACAGCCACUGUGUCUGGAGAGGAGCUCUGCCUGGUUAAGUUUCCAGACAACAGUGGCAACGCGCAGUUUUGGCUUGGACUUUAUCACGCGCAAAAAGUACUACUGGGUUUCGUCAUCCCGCUUGGGAUAAUCUCGGUGUGCUACUUGCUCCUUUUACGCUUCAUAACCACUAAAAAUGUUAACAACUCUAGCGCAAAAAGACGGUCAAAGGUGACCAAAUCCGUGACUAUUGUCGUCCUUUCGUUUUUUCUGUGCUGGUUGCCUAACCAGGCUUUGACAGCUUGGGGAAUUUUAAUCAAACUCAAUGUGGUCCACUUCAGUUAUGAAUACUACACCACUCAGGCAUAUAUAUUUCCGGUGUCAGUCUGUCUGGCGCAUUCAAACAGCUGCUUAAACCCAAUACUGUACUGUUUAAUGAGAAGAGAGUUUAGAAAAGCUUUGAAAAAACUCUUCUGGAAAAUCACCUCGCCUUCGGUCACAAACAUGCGACCCUUCACGGCAACGACUAAACCAGAACAAGACGAGCAAGGAAACCCUCUUGUUCAGCUGAGCCCAGCUGAGCCUGGACUGAUAUUCUACCCUCCUGGUGUUGUCAUGUAUCACGGCAGAAACGAUCUUCUCCCUAACAGCACGUAAAAAGCGGGCACAAAUGUGUUGCAUUCUUCACAAUCCCGUAAAGAUGUGCGCGCCUUUAGUAUUUUUUAUUUCAUUAAUAUUUAUGUAUCUUUAUUCUUACUUUCUUAUUUACUAUAUCAAGGCAUAACGACAUUUGAAGGUGUACGGAAGAAAGGUCACGAAGUUUAACUCGGUGUCCUUACUCCCGCACAAGUGUUAAUUGGCUAUAUAUCAGCGCGACAAUGGCAGGUAUGUUUUUCCAGCACUUGUAAAUGCUUUCAUUUGUCUUGUAGCCCAU
Megalops cyprinoides (Indo-Pacific tarpon) is the source of this 1540-nucleotide messenger RNA. It is a transcript of the gene rxfp3, whose product is annotated as relaxin family peptide receptor 3. The coding region runs from base 1 to 1263 and encodes 420 amino acids. Lineage: Eukaryota; Metazoa; Chordata; Actinopteri; Elopiformes; Megalopidae. The transcript has a single exon. The record is from RefSeq and is a predicted model, not a curated record. Gene Ontology annotation, cellular component: membrane. Gene Ontology annotation, molecular function: G protein-coupled receptor activity. Gene Ontology annotation, biological process: immune response; G protein-coupled receptor signaling pathway.